UUUAUUCUUUUCCGUGUACAAUGGCCCAUCUCUGCUAUCCUCUAUCUCCCACACUUACCUGAUCACUUCUUCUGCCGAUUCCCGACCAGUAUCAAAAGAAGACAGUUCUCCGCCGAACGCUUACUUCCGCCGUCAUUAGCGGCACCGUCUGUUGUUUACUUGUUGCGCAACUCCUUAUUGAGUAUCUUUUGGAAAUAUAGUAGACCUCUACAGGGCCUUACUGCGGUAUCCGGCAAGUUUAGGCAACCCCCAGAGGCAUUCGUAACGUCAAUCAGAGUGGCGACGGGGCUGCGCAGGCAUGUCCAGCACCAACGCCGAAGCCUCGUCAAGUCGCUCUCCUCUUCAGCUGCCAAUACCUUCGUCGACCGCUAGUGAACGUAGUCCAGUCGGUACAAGCAGAAGCAAACCGACCAACGAAACUCAGAGCGACAACUCUCCCCGCAUCAAGAAUGACCGCAGCAGUGUACGCCGCACGACGAGGCCUCAAGCAGCCGCUAGCAAUAGAAAGAUUAGGACUGUACCGCCUUCCGCCAUCCUUGACCCACCAACUCCUCCUUCCCCUGCGCGCACUCUUGAACCCGCUGUACCUAUUACAGUGACGGAUAGCGCCCGGCAUCGGCGUUACCGCAACUACUAUUCCGACUCUGAUUCAGAUGGAGAGUACUCAACAGAUGGGGAACCACCAUGGUGGACGUUCACCCAGCUUGGUAUGGCCAAACUGCGACAAAAAAACCUAAGACAUGAAGAAGUUGAAGGUCCGACGGAAGGCGAGUCUGCCAAAGAGGACAAGGAGCCUAAAAAGCGGACAAGCUACUUUACUUCUUCAUGGCACAGCUCGAAAGAGGGCACACCUCCACUCAGCAGCCGUAGACGCCGGAAUCCAUCUCCAUCACACGGCAACACCUCGUCUACCAAGAAUCACACACCUUCCACCAAGUUAUCCAACACCCAGUUCUUUCGUAAACAACCCAAAGUUGUGGAUCCUCUUGGGCAUCCGUCAUUGGGAGCAACUAGUUUACCCCUCUUACGUACCGACUCUGCUCCUGCACGUACAUCCGCUCCUACUUCACCCACCGAUUUUCGGAGUCCGGGAAUGACCACCCUUGCCAACGGUCAAAAUACCCAACUUUCCCUCCAUGAAAGCCCUACUUCUCUUACACCCGGGCUUCCAGAUGAUGUCCCAGGGUCCCCAAGACGUAUGGGUAGACGACAGCUCACUGCACCCAAUUUCCCAAGAUUGUUUAGAGCACGGGAUGGAAUGAACAGCGCUGAUGACUCCCACGAUGCUUCAACCGAUACAGACGCGCCUGCUUCUACACGCAAAGCUCGUCCUCGUUCAUCCCUUCCCACAUUCUCCAUACCUGAAUCAUCUUCCGCACAAGCGCAGAACAAUGAUAACGAUGUAUCCAUUAAUGGUAACGCCACAUCACCAGACGCAUCACCUACUCGACCGAAAUACAAACGCAAAGCCUCCCAUCGUCUACGUAUCAACCUUCCUCCGCCUAUCACCCAGCAUUUUGCAAAUAAUUUUACCAACGGUUGGCCCCACGCUGGCAGUUGGCAAGAUGCCUUAUACGGGCACUACGAGGAAGAACCAUCCAAGCUCGAGAGAGAACGAGGGUCCAAAAGGGACCUAGAGCCGCUCGAUCCGCCCGCAUCUCCUGGUAGCGGUAUGUCUCCCCCACUUUCCAGUCCACAUGAAGGUGAUGUCGAGUCAUCUGGUGAGAUGCCUGCCUCAUCUACCACGAAGAGGGUCAAGUCGAAGCGCCACAUGAAACGUUUUCAGGCUCUUGCGCCCCCCACACCUUCUGGAUUAGGGUUCUCUCCGAGAACAUCAACGGCAGGGCUGGAUGAAUAUCCUUGGGGGCAUGCACAAGGCGAAAGGGGAGAAUCUCAUUCGAGAUUGCCUGUAGAUGCAGAAAAGGAUGUGCGACUUCGACAGGAUCCACAGAGGCAGUCUCAGUCUGAUCGAGUGUCAAAGGAACUUCGUACGAGCGGCGAUCAGCCUCAGUCUCUGUCGAGACCUGACACGGGAACAGCAACGAUUAAUACGAAUAUUGAAGGUGGAGAUGCCCAGAGUACACCGCAAGGAAGCGGUUGGAGGCUGUUUGGUUGGGGUCAUGAUGAUAAAAAGAAGGAUUUGAAUUUGAGUUGGAAAAAGAAGGCAAAGAGGGUAUUGUUUUUGGAUGCGAGAGUCACGAUCUACAUACGAUUGUUGAACUUGGCUGUUGUCGUCGUAGCCCUUGGCUUGUCUAUCUCCAUCCGCCUCGACCUGAUUCGUCUCCACCUCCCGGGCAUCCUUGGAUCCUCCACAACCCUAAUCAUUUGCUACUCUUCCACCACCAUCCUCCACGUUCUCACCGCCAUUUACCGUGAAUACUUUGGCAAGCCGAUCGGUCUCUGGGGUCUUCGAUCCAAGAUGCUUUGGGUAUGCCUCGACUUGCUUUUUGUCGCACUUUGGUCCUCGGCGAUGAGUCUUGCGAUCAACGAUCUGAUUGCAACGCCUUUGGAAUGUACGGCAGGUUCCGCAUGGUGGAAUAACGGUUUGGCCGAUGGGUACGCACAGCUGCUACAUGAUAUCCGCGGUUCUAUCACCUCCAAUCACUCAGACUCAAACAUUACCCCCUUCGUCGGAGUGACUCGUGUGGCGGAUGUAACCAGCACUCUGGGGGUGACUCUUCCUACUUCCAUUAUUGCAAAUAACAUGGCAAGGACAGUGUGUGAACAUCAGGCGGCGUGUAUAGCUCUCAGUUUAUUGGCAUUGCUGCUGUAUGGAGGUAACAUGGUGUUAAGUUUGUUCAGGAUCUUUGAAACGGUGAGGAGGACAGCGAAUGUCAGUAGAGCAGUGAUUGUCUGAAAGUCACGUGUGGUAAUUUGGACGUAUACACAUUUUAAUUGUU
Messenger RNA from Cryptococcus deneoformans JEC21, 2900 nucleotides. RefSeq lists its product as hypothetical. The transcript is spliced from 3 exons. Gene Ontology annotation, biological process: positive regulation of catalytic activity. Lineage: Eukaryota; Fungi; Basidiomycota; Tremellomycetes; Tremellales; Cryptococcaceae. Bases 299 to 2857 code for a protein of 852 amino acids. Gene Ontology annotation, cellular component: fungal-type vacuole; cell periphery. The record is from RefSeq and is a predicted model, not a curated record.